Messenger RNA from Notodromas monacha, 1108 nucleotides. The record is from the annotation of a GenBank genome assembly. Lineage: Eukaryota; Metazoa; Arthropoda; Ostracoda; Podocopida; Cyprididae.
UUUUUUACUUUAAAACUAUCUCGUUCACCGACGGGGAUUUGCGGUGAUUCGGCUGACGCAUUAGGAAAUUACCUGACAUAAUGAACUUAACUGUGUAGAGAGAGAGCAAAGAAAAUCAUGAAAUUUGAUGACAACGCAGGUUGAGAGCAGGAACAAGUGCCUGUAUUCUUACAGUUACUGUAUUUGAGGAUUAACUUUCACAAGUUUUUGUUUACUCUUAGAACAUCUUCAACCGCGUUCCGGCUUGUCAAGUGACGACUUAUUACUAUGUCGGCUUUGCCUAUAUGAUCAUGCGACGAUAUGCAGACGCUAUCCGGACGUUUUCGAACAUUCUACUGUACAUCCAAAGGACAAGGAAUAUGUUCCAGGCGAAGAAUUAUCAAAAUGAUUUGAUCAACAAGCAAACUGAGCAGAUGUACAUCCUGUUGUCUAUUUGUAUGACGUUGCAUCCUCAACUCAUUGAUGAGUCUCUGAUGCAAGUGUUGCGGGAAAAGCCGCAUUCGGAACGAAUGGCGAAAAUGCAACGCGGGGAUUUGCAGGAAUUCGACGUGAGCUUUUCCUUCGCAUGUCCCAAAUUUUUGUCGCCUUUGCCGCCGUCUGCGGAUGAAAUGCAAGUGAAUUUCGACAAGGAGCCGUUACAAUUGCAGCUGAAGGUUUUCAGCGACGAGGUUCAGCAGCAGUUGUACAUCGGUACGAUUAGAAGUUAUUUGAAGUUGUAUACCACUAUGCCGAUCUCGAAGCUUGCGAAUUUUCUGGAGAUGGAAGUGGAAACCUUGAAGGAGCAUUUGCUCUGUUUCAAGCACAAGAUGCGGAAUUUGGUUUCCACGAAGGGAUGUGUGUCCGCAUUGGAUGGCGAAUUUGAGUCCGGUUCGGAGGUUGACUUUUAUAUCGACGGAGAUAUGAUCCACGUGGCAGACACGAAAGUCUCUCGUCGUUACGGUGACUUUUUCAUCAGGCAAAUUCAUAAAUUCGACGAAUUGAACCGGAACCUGAAAGGACUCCCCUACUGUUGAAAUGUGUAUUAUCCGAAAAGUUCGCGAGAUUUUUUUGGAAUUCUGAAAACAUCCCGUUUCCUUAUUUCAAGGCUGAAUAAAGACCUUGGAAGGUG